AUGAGAGACUAUAAGCUAGUGGUACUAGGUGCUGGAGGUGUAGGGAAAUCAUGUUUAACAGUGCAAUUCGUCCAAGGAGUGUAUUUGGAUACCUAUGAUCCGACGAUCGAGGAUUCGUAUCGUAAAUCGAUGGAAAUAGACAAUAAGGUCUUUGACUUGGAGAUUUUGGACACGGCGGGUGUAGCUCAGUUUACUGCGAUGAGAGAGCUCUACAUUAAGUCUGGACUGGGGUUUUUGCUUGUAUACUCUGUGACAGAUCGACAAUCGCUGGAGGAACUGAUAGAAUUGCGGGAACAAGUUUUGCGCAUAAAAGACUCUUCAAGGGUUCCCAUGGUCCUAGUGGGCAAUAAAGCAGAUUUAGAGGACGAGAGAGUAAUUUCGGUCGAAGAAGGAAUUGAAAUGAGCAGCAAAUGGGGCAAAGUGCCUUUUUAUGAGACCAGUGCCUUGCUAAGGAGCAACGUAGAUGAAGUAUUCGUUGAUGUGGUGAGACAAAUCAUCAGGAAUGAAAUUGAGGCUCAAGGGUCAGGGCCAACGGCCAUGGGACACAUGUCGCGCAGAGAAACAGGUCUAACUUCGAGUCCUGGCCCUGGUAGUCCAAAAGGUUUCCAACCUAGCCAAGAUCCCUCGAACACUUCCAAUACACUCGACAAUCCAGGAGUAGUCAGACCGUUGUCACAAGGAAAGAACAAGAAACAGGAAACCAAACGUAAAAAAAGAAGAGCAAGAAUUCGUGUGUAA
Molecule: messenger RNA, 738 nt
Organism: Lachancea nothofagi CBS 11611
Lineage: Eukaryota; Fungi; Ascomycota; Saccharomycetes; Saccharomycetales; Saccharomycetaceae
Source: the annotation of a GenBank genome assembly